Molecule: messenger RNA, 4263 nt
Organism: Macrobrachium nipponense
Lineage: Eukaryota; Metazoa; Arthropoda; Malacostraca; Decapoda; Palaemonidae
Exons: 3
Coding region: 1064-3334 (756 amino acids)
Source: RefSeq, a predicted model, not a curated record
CUUGGCGUCUGUACAAGACAUUUCAUAUUCUCACAUGGCGACAGGAAAGACUAGUAAUUAUUAAGAACUUGGUAUUUCAAUUGCCCUACUCUUGGUACCAUCAAACUGUCUUUCCUGCCGUCCAGUCUUUAAAGAUGGGUAGUUUGCUAACUCCUCCUCCUUCCAUAUGCUUUACUCGAGCGAAAACGGCGACGAGGAGCCAGGCAGCCCGGCCGUCAGGGAGACUCGUAGAGAGAGACACAGAGAGAAGAGAGCAGAGACCUCACUCACCUGGGAAGGUUCCUACAAUUUUGAUUCGUCCGACAUGCCUGUCUUAGGCUAAAGGCUUUUAUUGGGAUCCCUGGUCUACGUCACCCUCUUGUGAACAUCUGCCAAAAUCCAUCUGCAACGCCUUUGUGCAUGGUUCGACAAUGGUGAUUUAGCUCUCGGACUAGUAACUCUAGCUUAUUCAUAAAUUCACCUUGUUAACACUUGGGAUGGUGUUUGGUUUCGGUGUAUCGGCCCUUUUAUUUCCUUCCUGAUACUAAUGUAAACCUCAGUUGCUCAAUUGUAAGGUAAUUUUAAGUGGGUUAUUAUUCCUAUGGGUAUAUUUUUCUACAUAAAUGACCAUGACUUUUAGAUACUAAUCUUCCUGAAUAUUUCUUUACAGACAGCGAGCGAAGCAGAACGAAGGGAACGCCCUACGAUCUACGUGAAUUGCCUUGUUAUCCUACCAAUUGUUUGUAACUACGGUCCUACGUCAUUUUAAAGGCUUAUUUAUGUAAUAAAUAUCAUAUUUAAUUACAUUUUUCCUUCUAACCUUUAUUUCAAAACACAGAUUUUUAUGGUGUUCUGCUUAUGGCGCCCAACGUGGGGCAACACGAAGAAAGGUGCUUAAUGAUGGUGCAGAGGAUCCAGUAGAGAAUUGACCACGACUGGGGCUCCCAAUAGUCUCUCAUAUUUCUAUUUGUAGGACAUUGAUAUUUUCCUUUCCAGGAUAUUAACAUUUUAUUGAAAUAAAUAUAAUUUUCCUUUUCAGAAAAUUAACAUUUUAUUGGUUUGCAUUUGUUAUUCUUCUGUUAUAAUGGCUAACUUACAGGUACUGAUCGGACAACGAAAAGUCAUUCGGAGAAAAGUCACCGAACAAUUCAAUAGGUCUGACACCUAUUCUGCCCUUACACAAGAAGAAAAGUUAGCUAUUAAAGGUCUUCUUGUUAAUUAUAGAAACAAGUUGUCAGAGCUAGAUGAUCAAAUCGUCUUGAAGAAAUUUCCUGACAUAUGUGAUGAAGCAGAGUUAGAGCCAGAAUUAACAAGUUGCCAGGAUUAUCUAGACAAAAUUGAGCAUUGUCUACCAUUACUUGAGAUUUCAAGGAGUAAGAAUGAUUCUAUUAAUAUUCCCGACGUGGCCCGCAGUUUACUGAAACAGCCAACAGCUCCUCUUCCUAAGUUUACUAGCAAAGAAGGAGAAGAUUUCUUGAAAUUUAUAGCAGAGUUUGAGGCUACAACUAAUGCAUUUAAGUAUCCAGACAGAGAUUUACUUUUAUUGCUGAAGCAACAGGUAGACGGUCGAGCAAAGACUUUAUUAAGUUCUCUGGAAGCUGAUAAACAGCGUUAUGUAGAUGCCAAAGAACUAUUGAUUUCCGCCUUUGCUUCUAAGGAGGUUUGUAAAAACAAUGCAAUUAGGAAAAUUACGGAGUUAAGUCUAAGAGAGGGUGAUGAUCCCUUCACAUUUAUUUCCAUCCUCCGAUCAGUAUGCGAAGCAGUCAAGACUUUUAACAUUGGAGCGGAUGAAUUUGUCAGAUAUUUUGCUUGGCAUGGCUUAAAUGGUCGCUUUCAGCGUCAUCUUAUUAAUAUUACAGGAAAGACUCAUCCUUCCUUAAAUGACAUUAUUUCACAUUUCUUUGCAGCUUGCGAAAGGUACGAAAGUGAGGGGAAAGGUGUUGAAAGCUUGAAGUAUAAAGCUUCGCCUGUCAAGACAUUAACACUCCCUCUUCGUAAAGAGAGAGCUACCAGCAUGGCUGCGGAAGCAGUAACCUAUGAUAAAGACAAGUCUUCGCCUCAAUGUUCCUUGUGUUCUGCGGUUGGAAAUACUGAUAAAUUUCACUUUAUUCAUAAGUGCCCUAAUUUUCUUUCUCCUACAGAUAAAGUGCAUAUUUUAAAAUCUAGAAAUGGAUGUGUAAAAUGCGGCCAGUUUAACCAUGUUUCCGGUAAAUACCGUUUUAAAUUCAAGAGACGCUGUUCAAAUUGUAACAGCUGGCAUAUGACUUACCUGUGUGAUAGGAGUCCGUCCCCAGGCAGAAACUCUAACAAUAAUAAUAACGGCAAAUCCAAGGUGGAAACUUCUCCUCAAAUAAGCAGCGGUGUUGCCGUCCUUCCUACUUGUCAGGGUGAUUCCAUUUUACCCACCUUUUCAUUUAAAGUUGGGGGGACUGUUUACAGAGGACUGAAGGACAGUGGUUCGCAGAGCACGUUUGUCACUAAGAAAUUGGCGGAGGAGAAUAAUCUUAAAAUCAUUAACUCUAAAGUAAAGCUAACAGUUAAUGGGUUUAAUGGCAACAAGGAGUAUUUUACUGAAAUUGUUGAAGUUCCUGUUACGAUCGGAGAUAAAUCCUUUAUAAUUUAUUGCUUGGUUGUACCAAACAUUAAUGUAGCAUUGAAAUUACCUCUGCUUGGUAGAUUAGUUGAUAAAUUUCAGGCACAAGGUGUUAAACUAGCUGAUCAAUUCCUUCAUAAAUUUUCUCAUGAAAUUGAUAAUGUUCAGCUCAUUUUAGGUACAGACUUCGCUUAUUGUAUUGCAGGUACAGAUACAGUUUUUGGAGGAAUAAAUUCAUCGAUGUAUACUGAGUGUCAUGCAGGUAUUUUGCUGUCUGGUAGCAUUGAUUUAAUGAUUAAGAAUAUUGAUAAUUUAGCUGAUACGAGAGUGCAAACCUCGGCUGUUAGUAACCCAUUUGAGUGUAGUUCUGCUAUUCAUAUCCAGAGUAGUUCCUUUUUGCUGAACUCUAAAGUUGAUAUUUUUGCCGAUGAUGACAUUAACACUAACUUUGAAGUAAACUGUUCAUUUUCUGUAAUAAAUGAAAGAGGUAUGCUUAUGGAGAAACCACUGCAACAGGCCACUGAUCAACUUCUAGAGUCUGAAUGUAAUUAUUACUUAAAUUACGAUCAGAAUUUCUACAAUGAUGAAAGUAUUGAACUUAACAACCAGUUGGUCGAAUUUACCAUCAAAACCCUUCGUCGUAGGGAGUCUGAUGGACGUAUUAUCGUUCCCUUGUUGAGGAAUGGGAAUGUUUCUCAUUUACUUUCAAAGAAUGAAAAUCUAUCUAAAUUGAUAUUAAGGUCUAAUCUCAAAGAGACUUAAACGACAUCCAGAACGUUUGCAGCUCGUUGACCAAACAAUUAAGGAGCAAUUGAAGGCAGGCAUAAUUGAACCCAUUUAUGAUUUAGAGGUGUUUAAAAGUGAGAACCCUCAACAUUCUUUUUUACCACACAUGCCUAUCUUUAAACUGGAUAAGGAUAGUACCAAAUGUAGGAUUGUAUUUUUGUCCAACCUUAGGGAUUCUUCUAAUAGUAUAUCUUUGUCACAUAACCAGUGCAUGUAUUCAGGGCCUACGUUAAACCAAAAAUUGUCCUCUUCCUUUUUACAGCUUAGAUUUGACCAAAAGUUACUCAUAUUUGACCUUAAGAAAGCCUUUAAUAUGUUAUCCUUAACAGAAACUGAUCAGUCUAAGUUGUUAUUUUUUUGGUACAAAAAUGUGAGUCAAGAUGAUUUUUCCUUAUUGGCUUUUAAGAAUGUAAGAUUACCUUUUGGCCUUAGAUGUAGUCCAUUUUUAUUAAUGAUUUCAUUAUAUUACAUACUUGUGUUUCAACCUUCAGAGGAUUCUCGAAUAGCAGAUUUAAAGAAAUCUAUCUAUUCCAUGAUUUAUAUGGACAAUGGGGCUAUUACUGCCAAUACUUCAGAGGAGUUAGAAUGGUCGUAUAAACAGCUUUCGAAUAUAUUCAAUCCCUAUAAAUUUGACGUUCAGCAGGUUGUAACUAAUGACUCAAUUUUACAGGAUGAAGUGGACUGCGAAGCCGAGGCAGCUACGCCUUUACGUAACAAGUUGUUUGGUUUAAACUGGGACCGAUGUUCCGACGAAAUUUUCACUAAACCAAUUUUCUUGAUCCCAAUGCUAAUACUAAAAGGUCUCUUUUACAAACAAUUGCUUCACAGUUUGACCUGUUUGGUUUUAAUAUGCCAUUGUUUAACCGCUGUAGAUUGUUCAUGCAUCAAUUACAGCGUCAAAAGAA